This is a messenger RNA of Ciona intestinalis (vase tunicate), 2686 nucleotides long. The record is from RefSeq and is a predicted model, not a curated record. Lineage: Eukaryota; Metazoa; Chordata; Ascidiacea; Phlebobranchia; Cionidae.
ACCCACAUCGCAGCGCAUACACAGUUCUGCAGACUGCAGCCGCAAACAGACAAGCGGUUGUUAUAUAUACACGCCGCUUCGUACAAGUUCUGACUUGGUUUUGAAAUCACUUAUAGCAUUGUACCUGGAAAUCUUGGAUAGUAAUUAAAUAUCGCUUUGAUAUUUGCUAAUGUGUCGGGGUUAGAAAACGAGAGAGUAACCAUGUCGUUUACGAUGCUUUUACACUUCGCACACAAGAGUUAUUUACACUUGUAAGUUAAACAAAGAUCCGCGGAACGACGCUGGAAAAUACGCCGCAACCAUUUGUGCAUGGCACGCCUAUAUUGGAAAGCACACAGUUAAAGUCAACUGCCGAAAACGAGCGAGUUUUUAUAGUGAAACGAUUCAUUGUCGGCUACAAGGUGUUGACGUCUCGUCUAUAAGAAAGAAGUUGUUUAUAUACUUUUUUCGUUGAGGAUUUAAAAAUUUUUCGUUGAGGGUUUAAAAGAAAUGGAAUAUUUUUUCUGUGGGCAGCAGUUUUAGGAACGUGCAGAUGAACGCGUUGAACUUAAUAAGUAAGCUCGUAAAUAACAGUCGUAAAACGCAUUAUAAAGAGCGGCUUGCGUGUAUAUAACAAAAGCUUCGACGACCUUGUAUUUCGCGUCAUGAUGUUUAUCGCUGUAUAUAAUAGCUGGACCGACUCAUUGUCCUCUACAAAAACAACAAAAUAUAAAGCCUUUCGUCAAGAUAGCAAGUAUAACGAUAACACGCAACAAUGGUAUACAGGGGCGAGUGAGACGAUUAUUCAGCUAAACAGGGCCGUGUGAUGUUGUCAGCAGAUACCUGGUAUAAGCAAGGCGAAAGGUUGAAAACAGACUGCGAAUUCUAACAUUAAAUUUUCAUUAGUUCGCGUAUGGCUCAAUGCAGUUUUGUUGUAUAAGUUAAGUAAGAAAUGGCUGAAAUAAUAGAAGAAUCUGAACCGCUGUCACGGCAUGUGAAAUAUGCACUGCAAAGAAACGCAGUUCUUCGGAAAGGGGAACAUCAAAAGAAACUAAAAGCCAUUGAACAAGAUCACACAAGGAAAGAUUUUUCUGUUUACACAAAAGCUGACGAAAUUUGGCAUGACCGAAACCAAGCGGUUCGAGACCACGUGAUGAUUGAAAUAUACGCCAACAGACAAAAAUCCAGCAACGUUCGAUCCGGUUCAAGACUUUCCGCAGCGAGAGAUCGGGCAGCGAUGGCAGAAAUUGAGGCAAUUUCUGACUUGUACUUAGCAAGAGGUAUGCAGAAGCGCGCUAGGAAAAAUAAAAGGUACUCACCACCUUCCAGUUCUGUUAGUGUUACCGAUCUCGCAUCAUCUGUGAAAAUGAACCCGACGCCAGACACAUUUGAGCGUAAGUUGAUAUCAAGAUUUGCGGAGAGAGAUGAAACGGUGUUGUUGCGGAGGAGGCAGAGAACACGAUCAGAAUCAGAUCACGGAUUUUCCUCUUUCAGGAUAUGCCUUCAUCGCGUUUUUUACGCUUAAAACAGACAAUCAGUCCUCGUUGGAACCCAAUCGCAGAAGCGCUAAAUGAAAAUUUCGAAAAAGAUGAACUACCCAACGUCUACAGUCGACCAGCUACAACAAAUGCAACGCUUCCUAUAAAAAGAACUUCGUCCAGAUGCACACCAUCGGCACAAACGCUGCGAUGUCUUCAGCAGAAACAACAGGAGAGCCGGACCAAACCAGAUCUAAACCGGUCUCGCCAUAGAAACCUACGCAGGUCUUCGAGUGUUCCUCCACCAGAAAAGAUGUCAAGUCGCAGGGGUUCUCGAGUGCUGAUGCCGUUGGCCACUCCGAUAACCGACUUUGAAAGUUUCGAAGAAUCCGUCACGCCCACCCGAGCCGUUACCAGCAACAGUACAGUAGAAUGUAAUGCUGCAAUCAGUGAAAAAGUUCAAGGGUUUUGUAAUAAAGUGGCUUCCAAUUCUGAUCAGCCGCAGUGGAAAAAAUACGACACGAAGUGGUCUGUAGUAAAGAACUUCGUUCUUUCACAAAAGAAGGCAAACAUUGGCACACCAUCGCCACCCGCCGGUCAAAUUUCAGUAGAUACACCACCGUUAAGUGGGGAUAGAAAGCCAUCUGUAUGGUGGCCAAACACGUUGGAAACAUAUUCUAAACCAGCCCAACAAGUUUUAAAUUAAACUUUUGAUACAACUUUCUUGAACCGAUGUUAAUGCUAUAGUGGGGUGGGAUUAGAUGGGACAUGUUUUUAUUGUAUUUUUUCGUCCUAUUUGGUAAUUACAGAAUUCUAUAACUGUAGCCUCGCGGCUCUAAAGAGCGUUGUUAGUUGUUGAAAACACUAUGGGGAAAUGGAAAUAUAUGAGAUAUAUGUGCUGUAUCUCAUCCUUUUCCCCACAAUAUACUAUACACAGUAUUAGGUGUCUCGGUGUAGAUGACGCGUUGCAUUAAAACGGCUAUAACGCUUAAUAUUUAUGCGAGAUACCAAAUUAUUCUUCGGCAGAUGUCAUUUACAUGUGAUUGCAUUUUGUUACAUUUACAUGUGAUUGCAUUUUGUUACAAAGAACCUAAAAUUGUUUAUUUCGAAAAAUAAUAAAAAUAAUCGAAAACGCAAGUCUGUUUCCGCUAUUUUAAUUCACACGACUGUUUAUAUAACUAUAUAUGCAUAACUAUAUAUAACCGCGCAUACCUUUGUAGCGCGCGAAU